GCCAUGGCUGGGGCCCGCAAGCUGCCGUUGGAGCAGGCCCUGGCGCUGGGGCCUGGCUGGCGGCACGCGUGCCACGCGCUGCUCUACGCGCCAGACCCGGCGCUGCUGUUCGGCCGCAUCCCGCUCCGUUACGCCGUCCUGAUGCAGAUGCGCUUUGAUGGGCGCCUCGGCUUCCCCGGCGGCCUCGUCAACUUGCAGGACACCAGUCUGGAGGCCGGGCUGAACCGCGAGCUGAUCGAGGAGCUGGGCGAGGCCGUGGCCGACUUCCGUGUGGAGCGCGCCGACUACCGCAGCUCGCACGCCGGGUCCGGGCCGCACGUCGUGGCCCACUUCUACGCCAAGCGCCUGACGCUGGAGCAGCUGGUUGCGGUGGAGAUGGGCGCCACGCGUGCCAAGGACCACGGGCUGGAGGUGCUAGGCCUAGUACGUGUGCCCCUGUAUACCCUGCGGGAUGGUGUGGGAGGCCUGCCUGCCUUCCUGGAGAAUUCCUUUAUUGGAACUGCACGGGAGCAGCUGCUGGAAGCCAUCCAGGAUUUAGAACUGGUGGAAUCCGGCUCUCUUACAGCCCGUAAGAUCUCCUUACCUCGCUAGAGGCAGCCCUUCGUGGACCCACGGAACCUGAGAUGAGGACCUUGGUAUUGGGGAAGGGAGGCAGGAACAGGGAAAGCUUUCUCUUC
Messenger RNA from Puma concolor (puma), 677 nucleotides. RefSeq names its product nudix hydrolase 16 (gene NUDT16). Gene Ontology annotation, cellular component: nucleus. Gene Ontology annotation, molecular function: phosphodiesterase decapping endonuclease activity; snoRNA binding. NCBI's taxonomy places the organism in Eukaryota, Metazoa, Chordata, Mammalia, Carnivora, Felidae. Gene Ontology annotation, biological process: sno(s)RNA catabolic process; mRNA catabolic process. The record is from RefSeq and is a predicted model, not a curated record.